UCCACCAGAUUAUGAAGGAACCUGUCAGACUCACUCUCCUGUCAUAUUCUAGCAGUCAAAUAUGUCAAAACUAAAUCCAUCUAUCAACUCUAUUAAUUGUGUUUAUGUGGAUACAGAAAGACAUAUAUACUGAACAAAUAGUGGGUUGUAUUUAUCUUUUGCGGAAAUUAGUGUUGUAAAUGCCAUCAACAAAAGUACAAGGAACCUAAGAACUAUCCACAAAGGAAAAAAGUUUCAUCUGCCGACAAGAGAAAAGAAGAAGAAAGCAAGGGUAAGAGAUCUAUCAUCAGUUGUUGUAAAAAUAGAGAUCAAAGGAUGGGUAGAGGAAGGGUGGAGCUGAAAAGGAUAGAGAACAAGAUAAAUCGACAAGUGACAUUUUCCAAAAGAAGAAAUGGGUUACUGAAGAAGGCCUAUGAGCUCUCUGUGCUCUGUGAUGCUGAAGUUGCCCUUAUCAUCUUCUCCAGUGGUGGCAAGCUCUAUGAAUUCUGUAGCGGCCCAAGCAUGUCCAAGACACUUGAGAGGUACCAAAGAUGCAGCUAUGGCACAAUGGAAUUCAACCAACAAGAUCCAGAUGCACAGAGCAGCUACCAGGAGUAUUUAAAGCUUAAAGCAAAAGUUGAUAUUCUCCAACAAUCUCAGAGACAUUAUCUUGGGGAAGAAUUGGAGCGGUUGGGAUCAAAGGAUCUUGAUCAGCUUGAACGUCAAAUGGACUUAGCUCUAAGGCAAGUCAGAUUGACCAAGACUAAACAUAUGCUUGAUCAACUUACAGAUUUACAGCAGAAGGAACAAUCACUGUUGGAAGCAAACAAAAACCUAAGGAGUGAGUUGGAAGAAAGCACCAUGGCUUAUCAGUUAUCAUGGCAAGCCCACGUGCGCAACAUUGAUAAGAGACGACCACCUGUUCACCUUGAUUGCAAUGACAAUAUUCAAAUUGGUUACAACAAUGAGGCACCAAAUGAUGAAAGAGAUGUUCCAAGUAGGUUACAAAAUACCAACGGAGUUAUACCAGGGUGGAUGCUCUAACUUAUGAUCAAAUGAUGAAGAUCCUCAUUGAUUGAUCUUAUAUAUACAUAGAUCAAGCAAAAUAUAUUUUCUUGCAUUUGUGUUAAUAAAGUAACUAGCUGAUGGAGAGAAAAUUCAAUCUUUGCAUUCAAUAAUACAUUGGUAUUUGUGUAGAAA
Helianthus annuus (common sunflower) is the source of this 1179-nucleotide messenger RNA. Its product is annotated as MADS-box protein CMB1. Lineage: Eukaryota; Viridiplantae; Streptophyta; Magnoliopsida; Asterales; Asteraceae. Gene Ontology annotation, biological process: positive regulation of transcription by RNA polymerase II. Gene Ontology annotation, cellular component: nucleus. Gene Ontology annotation, molecular function: RNA polymerase II cis-regulatory region sequence-specific DNA binding; DNA-binding transcription factor activity, RNA polymerase II-specific; protein dimerization activity. The record is from RefSeq and is a predicted model, not a curated record. The transcript has 9 exons. Bases 316 to 1023 code for a protein of 235 amino acids.